AUGACUAACACCGUCGCUCCGAUACCGCGCCUGAUCUACGGCACCGCCUGGAAGAAGUCCCAGACCGCGCCCCUCGUCGCCUCCGCCCUGUCCGCCGGCUUCCGCGCCCUCGACACCGCCGCAUCCCACCACUACUUUGAAGAAGGAGUCGGCACCGGGCUCCGUGCCUGGCUCGCUCAGAACCCGACACACGGCGUCUCCCGCUCGAGGCUCUACAUCCAGACCAAGUUCUCCCCCUCGCCCUCGGCGCUGCCCAUCCCGGACCAGGUCCACGCCUCCGUCGCCUCGUCCUUCAAAAACCUCUCCGUGCCCGGCAACCUCUUCGCCCGCGAGGAGGCGCCCGCCACGGCUAAGGAUGACGACGACGACGACGCCUUCUACCUCGAUUGCGUCCUCCUCCACGCCCCCUACCCCUCCUACGCCGACACCCUCCUCGCCUGGCGCGCCCUGGAGUCCUACGUCCCGUCCCGCGUCCGCACCCUCGGCAUCUCCAACGUCAGCCUCGACGAGCUGCGCGCCCUCUGCGCCGACGCCGCCGUCAAGCCCGUCGUCGUUCAGAACCGCCUGAACCCCAAGGAGGCCUACAACACCCCCGUCCGCGUCUUCUGCCGCGAGAGGGGCAUCAACUUCCAGUCCUUCUGGACGUUGACGGCGAACCCACCGCUGGUGAGGAGCGAGGCCGUGACCAGGGUUGCCGAGGGCGCCGGCGUGAGCAACGAGGUCGCCAUGUACGCGCUCGUGCUCGGGCUGAGGGGGGUGAGCGUGCUGGACGGGACCACGAACGAGGCCCGCAUGAAGGAGGACCUCGAGGGCGUCGAGAAGGUGGCUGCUUGGGCCGAGGGCGAUGGCGCAGGGGUUUGGGAACGGAGCCUGGCGGCGUUCAAAUCCGUCCUCGGGGACCCGGAGGGGGCCUAA
Molecule: messenger RNA, 915 nt
Organism: Colletotrichum navitas
Lineage: Eukaryota; Fungi; Ascomycota; Sordariomycetes; Glomerellales; Glomerellaceae
Product: aldo/keto reductase
Exons: 1
Coding region: 1-915 (304 amino acids)
Cellular component (GO): cytosol
Molecular function (GO): aldose reductase (NADPH) activity
Source: RefSeq, a predicted model, not a curated record